UAUGGAUCUCUAAUAUUAAGAAUAAUUAAAUAUUAAAAGAACUCUAGAAUAUUGGAUUCCUGGAGCUACAUUUGAAUAAAUGAAAUAGAAAUUAAAUUAAAAGCCUAUAUCUUAAUUCAAAAAGGAUGAUUUUUUAAAUGAAAUCAAAUUCGGAAAAGCCAAUAUAUAUUAACAAGACGAUAAAUAUUUAUCAGAAACUGAAAAAGCUUAUUUAAUUGCAUACAACCCAGAAAAAAGAGUAAGAAGCGAUUAUGAAUGUAUGUUUAUGAGCAAUGAUGAAAAAACAUCUGAUAGAGAAGAAUAAACUAAUUAAAAAUGUGAAAACCCUAAUUGUCCAGGAACAGACACCAAAUGGAUUGAAUGCAGUGAAAAAAAAUGUUGGUAUCAUUAAAGUUGCGCAGGAAUACCUCUUAAUAAAACACAAGAAGAAAUUGACUAGAUGGAUUGGAAAUGCAAAAAAUGUAGAAAAAGGUGAUGAAAUUAAAUAAUAUUUAUAUAUAUUUUUAUCAAUGUCUUAAUAAUUAGAAGAUUUUCUAGGAUGUCUAUAGGUUAUAGCUAACAUUUAUAAAUCUUAAGAAUAAGCCUGUAUUCUAGUUUUUAGAUCAAUGUCACCAAAUUAAAAACAAUCAUUUAUAAAAUGAAAAAGAAAAAUUUUAGAGAGUAUAGUUUAUUUUUUAUUUAUAAGCAUAUAGUUAUUUAUAAACUUCUAAUUCAAUCCUAGAAUUGACUAUUUAAUUAAAAAUUAUAACAAAAUCAGAGGAAAAAUUAUAAUAAACAAUAAACUCUUUUUAUUUUUUAGAUUCUAAUUUUAAAAAUUCAUUAAGAGGUGUAAUUGAAGAGGGAAGCAAUAGCAUUUAAACAAAAAUUAGAGGUUGUACAAGAGUAAUUUAAGAAGUUGCUCCUGAAAAAGCUAUUAUUCCCAUAAUGUUGUUUAGUAAAUUUAAUAUCGGGAACUUUUCAAAUUUAAAAUAAAUUAAUUACUUAAAAAUCAACAUUCAUAAAAUAAAUAAAGUUUAUUCAUUUUUAAAGUACUUAAUUUACGAAAUUUUAAUUAAAAUUCGAAAAACUUUUUGA
Messenger RNA from Paramecium sonneborni, 1074 nucleotides. Lineage: Eukaryota; Ciliophora; Oligohymenophorea; Peniculida; Parameciidae. The record is from the annotation of a GenBank genome assembly.